UAUGAUGUGUAGAUCUGCGAUUCUGUUCUGAUCCAGCCCAUGCUGUUUUCCUGCGCGCGCUCGUUGAUAUUGCACUAUAUUCUGUUCAGUAACAGCUUGUCUCUCAUUGAUCCAGAUCCAGCUCUGAGUAAAUCAGCGCUGAUGCAACAACAGCCCCGCUGAGUGAGUUAUAAACACCGCAGACACUCAAUACCGACCAGCAGCAGCAUUAGCGGCUCCUCGGAUUAAUCUUUACCCGGGUUAGAGAGCUCUGUGGCCGGCCUGCGAGCUGCUCUCGGUGCCGCUCUGUUUACUGGCUGAUCUCUGGAGUGUGUUUAUUAGAGUCCGGUUCGGUUCUGGACUCAUCAUGUUAACUCUGUUAGGUAGCCUCAAACAAUCAUUGUCAGAUAAGCUGACACAAAGGUUAACACUCAGAUGAAAUCUCUUACCUGUAACAUUUUAUUUAAUCUCUUUUAAUAAAAGAGUAUUUCCUACUUUAAAUAUUUUACUAUUCUUUAGUCUUUUAGCUUUUGCGUUUUAUCUGGAGUUCUGCUGAGGCGGUUUGCAGUAUGGUUGAGACUGUAGUCUGUAAUAAUGGGGGGAAAGAGGACGUUAUGGAUGAACAGAAGACAGAGGAUGAAAAUGACUGUUCAAAGGAGGUUGAGGAAUCUCCUCCAUAUGAGAUCUGUACCAAAACAGACCCAGAACCUCAGAAACCUUGGGCCUGGAAGUGGUCGGUCAUCUUUCUCUGUUUCUACGGCUUCAUGGUCCAGCUGAAGCCUGGGGAGCCUUUUAUUACACCCAACCUGCUGAGCCCAGAGAAGAACUUCACCAGGGAACAGGUCACCAAUGAGAUCAACCCAGUGCUGUCUUACUCCUACAUGGCAGUGCUGGUCCCCGUGUUCCUGCUGACGGACUACCUGCGCUACAAACCUGUAUUGGUGCUCCAGAGCAUGAGCCACGUCUCCAUCUGGCUCCUCCUGCUGCUGGGAUCCUCCCUGCUGGAGAUGCAGUUCAUGGAGUUCUUCUACGGCAUCACCAUGGCGGCUCGCGUGGCCUACUCCUCCUAUAUCUUCUCCCUGGUCCCGGCAUCUGUGUAUCAGCAGGUUGCCAGUUAUUCGCGCUCCUCUGUGCUGAUGGGUGUGUUCACCAGCUCAGUGAUGGGUCAGCUGUUCAUGUCGCUGGGCGGUAUUUCGUACGGGAUGCUCAGCGCCGUCUCGCUGGGCUUCGUGUCGUUCGGACUCCUGCUGUCCACCUGCCUGCCGUGGCCCAAGCGCAGUUUGUUCUUUAAUCAGAGCCGCCUGGAGGAGGAGAGGAGGAACGCGGCUCAGUCUGAACUGGACCAGAUGAAGCCGGAGGAGGAGAAGAAGAAGACGGUGAAGGCCGUGGAGAGCUCCUGCUGCGGAUGCUGCUCCUCCUGGACGAACUCUGUGUUUGUGCAGAUGCUGAAGGAGCUGAGGAAUGUUGUGAGAAUGCCCAGACUCAGACUGUGGAGCCUGUGGUGGGUGUUUAACUCUACAGGCUAUUACCUGGUGGUGUUCUACGUUCACAUACUGUGGAAUAAAGUGUAUCCUGCUACAGAACAGAAGCACGUCUAUAACGGAGCGGUGGAGGCCGCCUCUACUUUGCUGGGUGCGAUCACGUCGUUUGCGGCAGGCUUUGUGAAGAUCAAAUGGAACGUGUGGUCUGAGCUGGUGAUCGGUGGGAUUACUGCAGCACAGGCUGCUUUACUGCUGCUUAUGGGCACCACUGACAACAUCUGGGUGUGCUACGUGGCGUACGCUCUCUUCAGAGGCUUCUACCAGUUCCUGGUCCCCAUCGCUACGUUCCAGAUUGCCUCCUCUCUCACUAAAGAGCUGUGUGCUCUAGUGUUUGGAGUGAACACGUUCGUGGGAACGAUUCUGAAGACCAUUAUUACUCUAAUUGUAGCAGAUAAGAGAGGCUUGGCUCUGCCUGUGCACUCCCAGUUCUUUGUGUACUUCUUUUACUUCACGCUGCUGACGGUGGUGUAUCUGGGCUGUGCUGCUUGGGUCAUCACGCAUUAUUACCGCACUCAGAGGCAGGAGCAGGUCCCCACCGAGGCGACCACGACUAUAGAGCUCGGUACGGCAGAAGCCCCCGCCUCAGAGACGGACCCUCUCUCAAACGGAUCCAGUAUAAAAGCUUAAAGACUGGGAGAUCUCUGCAGUGUUUACAGCUGAAGCCUCUUCUCGCUCGGUUCUCAGAUUCUGGCUGAAUUUCCAGGAUUCUGUAAGAGCCUGAGCUCAACUCUCUAUGCACAAGUUUCACACUUUUAGUGCAGGGACCUACUUUUAGAGUUGGGCGGAGCUUUUUAGACACAACUC
This is a messenger RNA of Astyanax mexicanus (Mexican tetra), 2324 nucleotides long. It is a transcript of the gene slc19a1, whose product is annotated as solute carrier family 19 member 1. Gene Ontology annotation, molecular function: folic acid binding; folate:monoatomic anion antiporter activity. Gene Ontology annotation, biological process: folate transmembrane transport. Gene Ontology annotation, cellular component: plasma membrane; basolateral plasma membrane; apical plasma membrane. The transcript is spliced from 6 exons. The coding region runs from base 549 to 2147 and encodes 532 amino acids. The record is from RefSeq and is a predicted model, not a curated record. NCBI's taxonomy places the organism in Eukaryota, Metazoa, Chordata, Actinopteri, Characiformes, Acestrorhamphidae.